Molecule: messenger RNA, 2632 nt
Organism: Ilex paraguariensis (yerba mate)
Lineage: Eukaryota; Viridiplantae; Streptophyta; Magnoliopsida; Aquifoliales; Aquifoliaceae
Source: the annotation of a GenBank genome assembly
CUCCAACCCCAGCCCCAACCUCAACCCACAUUUUCCUUGUUCUCUAUGGUGGUGUUUGUUUGAUAGAUCUUUGUAUAUCUGGAUACGUGUUUUCUCUUUUUCCUGGGUAAAAACACACCCGCCUAUCUCCAUUUUUCCUUCUCUUUUCCUGCAAUAUUUAGCUCUCUCUCUCUCUCUCUCCGUGAUGGAGAUCUGGGCGGAGCAGUGGCGUUGAUGGGACAAGUGGGAGCGAGCGAGGAGGUAGCGGAGUGUAGAAUAUAUUCGAAAAAGGGCAAGGGAUACUCUUCGAUUGGGGCUCAAAAGUGUUGGAAUUAAGGAGGAAGAUGAAGCUGAGAAAACCGGUGGUGUUCUUACUGCUUGUCACGGUUCUCGCUCCCAUCGUUCUUUAUACGGACAAAAUUACAAGUUUCCAGGCUUCUUCUUCUGAAAAUGAACUCGUUGAAGAUGUUUUCACUUUUACAUUCGGUGGCGAUACUAGACCUCUGAAUGUGCUUCCCCAGGAGGCAUCCACAGCCCUAAAAGAACCAUUGGGGAUUAUUUACUCGGAAAAUUCAACCAAAUCCCUUCCAAAUUCUGAUGCUUCAAAUGGAGAAAACUCCCGGAAAACUAGACAACUCGCCGAAGAAUCAGUGGAUCACCAAGCUGGUGGCAGUAUACUGGAUCAAUCUGUAGGCGACAACCCCAUCAAACAGGUGACUGAUGGAGGGCAAGAAGCAAAUCAGAGUGACACCAUCUCAGGGAAAGCUGAAUCUACUGGGGAGAAGGAAAGCAAGAGAGAACAAAGUUCCAGUGAUAAACAGAAGGAUUUGACGGUGUCUGAGCAUACACCUGAUAAUGCCUCUGAAAAAUUGGGAAUAAAACAUGACCAACAGUCUGCCCAGAUUUCUGGAAAAGUUGGUGCCAGAGACCCUGUAAAGACCAAGACCGAGAAACAGAAUGAUCAAAGAGUUCCGCCUGAUGUGCGUGUUCGGCAGCUUAAGGAUCAGCUCAUCAGGGGAAAGGUUUACCUUUCUCUUGCAGCUACAAGAAACAAUCCCCACUUUAUAAGGGAGCUUCGUCUACGGAUGAAGGAAGUUCAGCGAGCACUUGGGGAGGCAACGAACGAUUCGGAGCUACCAAGGAAUGCCUAUGAGAAGUUGAAGUCAAUGGAGCAAACAUUGGCCAAAGGCAAGCAAAUUCAAGAUGACUGCACUGCUGUGGUAAAGAAGCUUCGUGCUAUGCUUCACUCAGCAGAAGAGCAGCUCCGAACCCACAAGAAGCAGACUUUGUUUUUGACACACUUAACUGCGAAGACGCUUCCAAAAGGUCUUCAUUGUCUUCCCUUGCGCCUUUCAAUUGAGUACUUUAGUUUGAAUUCGUCAGAACAGCAGUUCCCAAAUCAAGAGAGAUUAGAAGACCCAAGGCUGUACCACUAUGCACUAUUCUCAGAUAAUAUAUUGGCUGCAUCAGUUGUUAUAAACUCGACUGUUUACCAUGCGAAGGAUCCUUCCAAGCAUGUUUUCCACAUUGUCACUGAUAAGCUCAAUUUUGCUGCAAUGAGGAUGUGGUUUCUGGCAAACCCACCAGGCAAGGCUACAAUUCAGGUUCAGAAUGUUGAGGAAUUCACAUGGUUAAAUUCAAGUUAUAGUCCAGUUCUCAAGCAGUUAGGUUCUCCAUCCAUGAUUGAUUACUAUUUCAAGACUCGUCGUACUGAUUCUGAUUCAAAUAUGAAGUUCCGGAAUCCAAAGUACCUCUCAAUAAUGAAUCAUCUCCGCUUUUAUCUGCCCGAGAUCUUCCCUAAGCUCAACAAGGUGCUGUUCUUAGAUGAUGAUAUUGUGGUGCAGACAGAUCUUACGGGUCUUUGGUCUCUUGAACAAAAGGGGAAGGUGAUUGGUGUGGUUGAGACUUGUGGAGAAAGUUUCCAUAGGUUUGAUCGGUACCUCAAUUUUUCAAAUCCCCUCAUUUCAAAAAAGUUUGACCCUCGUGCUUGCGGUUGGGCAUUUGGAAUGAAUAUCUUUGAUUUGGAGGAAUGGAGGAGACAGAACAUCACAGGGGUGUACCACUCAUGGCAGAAUCUGAAUCAUGACAGACAGUUGUGGAAGUUGGGGACCCUGCCUCCUGGUCUGAUAACGUUUUGGAACUGCACUUUUCGCCUUGAUCGAUCCUGGCACGUCCUAGGCCUUGGGUACAAUCCAAAUGUCAGCCAGAAGGAAAUUGAACGAGCAGCUGUCAUACAUUAUAAUGGCAACUUAAAACCUUGGCUUGAGAUAGGCAUACCCAAGUUUCGAAACUACUGGUCAAAAUUUGUUGAUUAUGAUCAACUAUAUUUGCGAGAGUGCAACAUCAAUCUAUAAAGUGGUGUUUAUGGCAUCUCCUGCAUAUAUGUUCUCCCAGACAUCUGACACUUUAGUUUACAGGUCAGCGUCAUUUUGCUUGAUGGGUUUAUUUAUACAAUCUGUUUCACUUCCCAAUUAAAUGCUCUUUAUGUGAGUAUUUUUGUUUUAGCAGAGCAAAAUAGAUUGACGUUGAUUUUGUGAGUUGCUUUUUUUUUGGACAUCCCUUGUUGUAGACCUGCCGAUGUGCAGACAAAUUUGUAAAUGAAUGGAAGCUAGAUUUUUUCAUAUAAUUCAUUAAGGUGUGUGUCAUCUUAUGG